Molecule: messenger RNA, 487 nt
Organism: Cynoglossus semilaevis (tongue sole)
Lineage: Eukaryota; Metazoa; Chordata; Actinopteri; Pleuronectiformes; Cynoglossidae
Product: 26S proteasome non-ATPase regulatory subunit 10-like
Exons: 2
Coding region: 208-453 (81 amino acids)
Molecular function (GO): protein binding
Source: RefSeq, a predicted model, not a curated record
CUUGUGCUAUUUUGCUUCCUUUGAAGCUGGAAAUAAGUACUUCAAAGUACAAUGGUUCAAUUUCUGAGACAAUGUUGAGCGAUAUUUUUAUUUUGAAGAGAAUUGCUGCGUCAUGCGGAAGUAAACCUUCUGGGUCGUUGUCGUUCAUGUUGAAUACGGACCGUGUGGACUGUUUUGUUGAUUACAGUGUUGAUAGUUUGUGUGAGGAUGGAAGGUACGGUGUCAAACGUGGAGGUGUGUAACUACGCCUUCACUGGACAACUGGACAAACUGCGCCAGUGUAUUCUGUCAGAUAAAACGCUCGCCUUUAAGACGGAUCAGGACCACAGAACCGCCCUGCACUGGGCCUGUUCUGCCGGACACACCGACAUCGUGGAGUUUCUGCUUGACCUGGGAGUGGAGGUCAACCUGCAGGAUGACGUACUCUCAUUUCUCUUCAUAUUUGCUAACUGACCCAAUGAGUAACGCAGUAAAUCAGUACUCUAAU